AGGAGCUUUUUAAAAAUUAAAUUUUUAAGAUAUUAUUUAUUUUUUCUUUUCAGACCAACAUAUGCUACUCCAAAAGUUCUAGAAAAGGCAGGAUUAACCAUGAAUGAUAUUGAUGCUUUUGAAUUUCACGAAGCUUUCUCAGGUCAGAUUUUGGCAAAUUUUAAAGCCAUGGAUUCUGAUUGGUUUGCACAAAACUACAUGGGUAGAAAAACCAAGAUUGGAUUGCCUCCUUUGGAGAAGUUUAAUAACUGGGGUGGAUCUCUGUCCCUGGGACACCCAUUUGGAGCCACUGGCUGCAGGUUGGUCAUGGCAGCUGCCAACAGAUUACGGAAGGAAGGAGGCCAGUAUGGCUUAGUGGCUGCCUGUGCAGCUGGAGGACAGGGCCAUGCUAUGAUAGUGGAGGCUUAUCCGAAAUAAUAGAUCCAGAAGUAACCUGAAGUUUCUGUGCAACACUCACACUAGGCAAUGCCAUUUCAAUGCAUUACUAAGUGACAUUUAUAGUUCCUAGCGCCUCUUAGGAAAACAAUUCUUGUGGCCUUCUUCUUACACUUAAGCCUUGCCAGUGUUCUGAGCUUUUCAGUAAUCACAGUUUACUGCUCUUUCAGGGAUUUCUAAGCUGCCAGAAGCUCACACAGAGAUGUGUGGGUGAUUGUUUUUGGUCUCUUGUCAGUAAAGACUAAAUGAGUCUUUGCAAUUGGGAAAGAGGUCAGCUGAGAUUUGGAAAUUAUCUUUGUAAUAUUUGCAAAUUUUGCUUGUUCCUGUCUGUGUCCUAAAGAUAAGUGUUCUCUAUAAAAUACAAACCAAUGUGCCUAAAUUAAUUGUAGAAAAAUAAUUCAGAAUCUAAACAUCACUGAAAACUUACAAAAAAUGUUUAGAUACGUAAACAUCAUGGUGGUCAACCUUAAUAAAGUGGAGAAAUAUUGGA
Molecule: messenger RNA, 925 nt
Organism: Sapajus apella (tufted capuchin)
Lineage: Eukaryota; Metazoa; Chordata; Mammalia; Primates; Cebidae
Product: trifunctional enzyme subunit beta, mitochondrial-like
Exons: 4
Biological process (GO): fatty acid beta-oxidation
Molecular function (GO): acyltransferase activity, transferring groups other than amino-acyl groups
Source: RefSeq, a predicted model, not a curated record